AUGUCCGCGAAAAUUGAAGAUUCGACAAAGUCAAACGAAGAGCAUGAGGUACCCAGAGCCAUGGAACACUUUCGAGUCGAUGAAGAAGGGAUGUCUCCACCGUCCAAUCAAUCCGGAAAACCUUUGCCUCGAGUCGAUGGAGGCUGGGGUGCGUGGUCUUAUCUCGCUACUGCUACUGCAUUAGAAACACUUGUCUGGGGUCUUGCUAGUUCCUAUGGAGUCUUCUUGGAUCAUUAUACCAUGCUCUAUCCUCAUUCAACAGGCCUACUCCCAAUCAUAGGUACCGUCUCAAUGGGAAUAAUGUACCUAUUGCUCUCUCCCUUAUCGUUAUAUCUUACGGCUUAUGCUCGUCAAAGAACAAGGACCAUGUGGCUAGGAUUGAUCAUCAUGUUCUGUGGUUUCAUGGGUGCUGCUUUUGCAAGCAACGCGUCAACGUUGAUUGUCACUCAAGGUGUGCUGUACGGUAUUGGAGGGACUAUGUUAUAUUGCCCAACAACAAAUUACAUGUUCGAAUGGUGGUUGAACCGUAGAGGGUUGGCUUCCGGUAUCAUGCUUUCGGGAACAGGUGCUGGCGGAUUGAUCAUGCCUCUUAUAUCCAAUGCUUUGUUACAGAAAUACGGAAAACGUACUACACUCUUGGCAAUUGGAAUAUCUUACACAUUCCUCUUAGCUUUCCUAAUUCCCUUUAUUCGUCCCAGAUUGCCUGUCGCUCAACCAUCAGUAACACGAAGACCUAAAAUCAAUUGGUCUUUCUUGAAGACCUCAACUUUCUGGUUGCUUUGGUCUGGUGUGCUGUUUCAGGGUUUAGCUGCUUUUAUGCCCGUCACCUAUCUGCCAUCGUACGCCACUGCGUUAUCACUUUCUCCUACCAUUGGUACGCUAUCGAUCGCCCUGAUGAAUCUGGCUCGAGUACCAGGCCAAGUCAUUAUCGGUCAUUUGGCAGAUAAGAUGGGACCGAGAAAACUGAUCUUAUUGAUGGCUCUUGCAUCAGGUAUAAGCGUCUUUGCAGGUUGGGGAGCAGCAAAGAACGUAGGGGGAUUAGUUGGAUUCAGUUUGGCGUUUGGUGCUUUUGCUGGAAGUUAUACAGCUUUAUUCUCCAGAUUCAUAGCAAUUUUGAAUCACGAUGACCCUCAUCUGCCUGCUAUCCUAUAUUCACUUUUCUUCUUGGCUAGAGGAAUAGGAUCAAUUGCUUCUGGACCACUAUCAUCGGCGUUGAUGUCCAAUACUUCGCUGGGGAACGCUAAAGGAGGAUACGGGGUAGGUGGAUAUGGAGUAUUGAUCGUUUGGACCGGAGUAGGAAUGGUUAUGUCUGGGGUGGGAGCAGGUUAUAAGUCAUACAAAAUUGAUUGA
This is a messenger RNA of Kwoniella shivajii, 1350 nucleotides long. RefSeq lists its product as uncharacterized. Gene Ontology annotation, biological process: transmembrane transport. Lineage: Eukaryota; Fungi; Basidiomycota; Tremellomycetes; Tremellales; Cryptococcaceae. The record is from RefSeq and is a predicted model, not a curated record. The transcript is spliced from 14 exons. The coding region runs from base 1 to 1350 and encodes 449 amino acids. Gene Ontology annotation, molecular function: transmembrane transporter activity. Gene Ontology annotation, cellular component: membrane.